Helicoverpa zea (corn earworm) is the source of this 783-nucleotide messenger RNA. RefSeq lists its product as uncharacterized. The coding region runs from base 13 to 783 and encodes 256 amino acids. The record is from RefSeq and is a predicted model, not a curated record. The transcript is spliced from 2 exons. NCBI's taxonomy places the organism in Eukaryota, Metazoa, Arthropoda, Insecta, Lepidoptera, Noctuidae.
GACAUAAAAAAGAUGGUUGAUAGUGGCAAGAUCUUCAAUGAACUGUCCUGGUCUGUCAAACUGCUGCUAUUCAAGAAAAGCUUGAACACCAGUGCCAUGCCAGGACCUACUACUGACCCUAUAAAAAUCCCUGUGAGAGAAGGAGAAGUUGAGCGAAGAAUACCAGGUAUCGAGCUCCUUGUAGCUGAAAGACGACAGGUGGAGACAACAGCUGCUUCAAACGCGGAAGAUGACAACAGUAUGAGACUUAAACUCUUUAGGUUAAUGUAUGAAACUAUUCGAGACAGCGACUUGAAAUGCAAACGAGCAGAACUCAUAAGAACUCAUUAUGUAAACUCCUCAGUCUUCGAAAUAGGAUAUCUAAUGGGUGAUGUUAUGGAUAAAUUCAAUAUAAUGUCUGAUAUUUCUAUGACUCUAAAUCGUUUGUAUCAUGAGUGGAAGCCGAUUGAGCAUAUAAACGCGUAUGAGCAGAUUUCUAAUCAGGCAAUUGAGAUUAAUCAUCUGAUUGACCUAAUGCGCGGGAUAAGUAGAAAAAAUGAGACCGUCAACCCAGUGUCUACCAACCACAAAUACACUCCUGACAGUAGAGGCACGCCAGACCCGAAGCUUGUAGCUGGACUAAUAAAAUCACUAUUACCAGACGCCAAUGACAGAAGUACUAGAAUGCAAAAACAAUUUGAUAUGCCCAAGUAUCUUCUGGCUAAGUUGACUUCUUCUACCACUAAGAAGAUAAGAAAACCCUGGCCGCUGGAGUAUGGAUGGGAAAUCAGACAUGAUUGGUAG